AUGGCAUCAAGUUGUUGUGGGGAUUACGUGGCGGCGGCGUCACCGGAGAUGUCGACAGUGAUGGGAUCAGAAUCAAUCGUGUUGAGACUUCUUUGCGUCGUCUUUAUUAUCCUCUUCUACGGUUCUAUUAUUCUCCUCUGUUUCGUAAUGUACCCGAAGCUACCAAAGGAAGAAAUCGGCGAUGAGGAAGCCGGAGAGCCAUUACCUCCCGCCGUGAGACUCACGAAAUGCGGCGGUGGAGACGGCGGAGACGGUGACGGAGUUAAAGCUGACGUGUGUGUGAUUUGUUUGGAGGAUUUUAAAGUAAACGACGUCGUUAGAGUUCUUGUGAGAUGCAAGCACGUGUUUCACGUGGAUUGUAUAGAUUCGUGGUGUUUUUAUAAGCUGACGUGUCCGAUUUGUAGAGCUCCGUUUCAAUGGUUUGGUGGUGAUUGGUAGAGGGAGAAGAGAGCAGGUUUAGGGUUUAAUGUUCGGUACGAUCCGGUUUAAUCCCAAUUUCGAUAUUUUUACUGUCUUUGGGAUUUAGAAAUUUAAGAGGCGAUCUUAAAGAUUUCUCUCCG
Messenger RNA from Arabidopsis thaliana (thale cress), 560 nucleotides. RefSeq names its product RING/U-box superfamily protein. The record is from RefSeq and is marked reviewed. The transcript has a single exon. Gene Ontology annotation, cellular component: membrane. Gene Ontology annotation, molecular function: ubiquitin protein ligase activity. The coding region runs from base 1 to 438 and encodes 145 amino acids. NCBI's taxonomy places the organism in Eukaryota, Viridiplantae, Streptophyta, Magnoliopsida, Brassicales, Brassicaceae.